Molecule: messenger RNA, 5685 nt
Organism: Symbiodinium sp. CCMP2592
Lineage: Eukaryota; Dinophyceae; Suessiales; Symbiodiniaceae
Source: the annotation of a GenBank genome assembly
AUGGUGCCGCCUACACCCUCUGCUGGCAUGGCCAGCAGGUGCUCCGUGCUGAAGGCACCCUCGAGAGGUGGAUUGACAAAGCGGGGCAGCAGCCGCACGGUGUCCACCAACGCGGAUCACCGAGCCACCCGCGCAGCCAGCGAGGCAGCAGCCAAUCACCCUCCACAUUUCCUUCACGACGAGUUGGCGGGCAUGCAGGAUCAGAGCAAACUCGGCUGGAAGCUCAUCGACGCAGCCCUGGAGCGAUUCAACAAGGACAGCGUCUCCCGCUACGACAACCUGGUGCCUCUUCGCCUGCCCAUCCUCGACUUGGCCAAGCGCAGCACAGAUCAGAUGCCGGAAUUGGCUUUACCCUCUGUACAAGCUUGGUUCGACAAGUAUCUGCGCAUCCUGUUCGGCGAGGACACUCCUAGAUACAAGAUGAUGAAGAUGGCGAUUUCUAUGCGACGAGCCCUAUUCCUGUUCGAGGGCCUCGAUGCAGCUGGUCAGCUGCGAGAGGCCGUGGAGAUUCUCAUUCAAGGCUUCGUCAAGGAGGGUCACUUCCUGCUGAUGACAUCCAGGCGUCUCCCGCAGGGCUCUUCCCUGGAGAGCCUGCCGGAGCACAUCGUGGCAAUGGAGAUGCAGCCCCUGUCGGAUGAGCAAAAGAGGGCCAUCGCGCAUUCUCGGCUCGGCUUGCAGGGCUUGCAAUCCUUCAACACGUUCCUCACAAAGAUCCGCAGAGGCCAAAGAGGCAGCGAUGGCGGCGAGACGCAGGAACAGGACGACAUCUUUGGCAACCCGAUGAUGCUGAGUAUGCUGCUCUGCUACCUCUCGCCCAAGGCCGGCGAUGAGACGGAGCAUCGCAGCCCUGCAACGGAUGGUGAAGGGGUGGACCUGAUGGCAGUCUACCGCGUAUCCGUGACCGUCAUGCUCAAGCGAAUGCUGUUGCAGCAGCAGGCGGACCGCCACAUCAACGAAGAGCUGUUGGAGGACUGUUCACGCGUGCUGGAGAGAGCCGCGAUGAACAUGCAGGCAAAGCGAGACACACAGAUCGAGUGUGAAGCUUUCGAGAAGGAGCUUACGAUCCAACUGAAGGAACGCUGGACAAAGAACCUGCGAGCCUCCGUCGACCUCGGGCGCGCUAUGCUGUUGCGCAUGCAUCGCGAGGGCAACAGGACCAUGAUCCGCUUCAUGAUCAAAGGUUUUCAGGACUACUUCUCUGCCUGUGCCAUCAGCAAGGGCGAUGACAGCGACCACUUGUUGGACCAGGUGAGCUAUCAAGCUCUCCUCAAAGAUGACUGGUGGGCUCAAAUGCUCGACAUGCUGGCACAGGCAUGGCCAAAGCAGUAUGUGCAGCUCAUGGAGAAGAAAAUCGACAAGUUCAAGGACGAGCAUGGUGGAUCGGCUCUCCACCUCGCCGCCAAAGUGGGUCAUGUGCCUAUCUUCAGGUUGGUGAAGAAGUUCUCCGACGCCAACCAGGUUCUUUCGGCGAAGAACGCCGAGGACCAAACGCCGCUCCACGUCGCGGCCGAAAACGGACAUCAUGCUGUGUGCCAGCUUAUCAUCGAGAAGAAGGGGUCGGUGGAUGUGGAAGACAGCAAGGAGCGACUGCCAUUGCAUUUGGCACUCCAGUCCGGACAUUUUUCGCUCGCCCGAUUUCUUUUGGACAAGCUGGAGGAGGAGGCUUCCAUGCAGCCGGCGGCUCACAGCAACCAGAAGAAGGAGGACUUGUCCGAAAGGUUGGCACGAAGGAUCCUGUCGAAAUCCACGGGUGACGAGCCGUUGGAUGAGGAGGAUUUCCUGGGCGAGGUACCAAACAUCUUCCCUGAGAUGAAGUACUUCCGCAAGGAGGAGCAGAACGAGUACAAGAGGCAGAUGGCUUCCCUCCUGAGCGUCUACUGGGUCUGCUCCGAUGACUACGACAGCUUCGCGAGGAAGCAGUCGGACGAGGAGAAGUUGAAGGAGGAAUCGUGGGAAGGGCUCCAAGAAUGGGCGAAGAACAAGGUGCAGAUGACACCGCGCAGAGUCGCUGCCGUGCUCGUGUACUGCGCCAUCGCAGGUAUCGGAAAGAUUGCGCCCUUCCAAAAGCACUUUGCUGCUGAUGCGACGGAGCCCAUAUCGGCCUUGGCAAGCAUCGUCCAGCGGCAUUCUGUGUUAGUGCCUUCCUUCCAGCGCCUGGAUGACGAGGAGCAGCACCUGAUUCUGGGCUGUCUCAAGGCUCAUGCCAACUUCAACUUUGGCCAGUUCCUGCAGGCAGAAAGCCUGCCGGUCAGCCUCUUCAAAUGCAAGGAGUUGGUGAUGUCCCAGGAGGAGACCAUGACGAACGUUUUCGGUUUCUUCCUCUUCACCGUCUUCAUGUCCCUUUGCGCCAUUCUUGGCGUGAAGAGCCUCGAGGGGUCCUUGUUCAUGACGGAGGAGAUGUACAAGAACUUCAAGGUUGGGCUGGAGUCCUUGACGAAGCUGACGGACGCAGAGAGCGGUGAUGUCUACAACGGCUUCCUGCGGAAGCGCGCAGAGCUCGCAGGGGUCGAGUUCGAUGAGGAGUCUCCGACUUUGGAGCAGAAGGCCAUCGUUCGCCUCAGCUGCCUCACGCGGAUCUUCGAGAAGGAGAAGGGCAGUCUGGUCUUCGAAGCGUUCAUGUCGCUGCCCCCUGGUGUCCGCGAGGAGCUCACUGGCUUUCUGAACGCCGACGGCUUGAGCAAGAGAGGCUUUCUAUUGAUGCACUCACCGAACUUGAUGUGCAACGCCUUUCAAAACAAGAACCUCAGCCUCGACAAGGCUAUGCGGCAGCUCCUCAAGAUGUAUCAACUCUCUGAGGAAGCGUUUCCCGCCCCUGCAGACGGAGAAGCUGGGGUCAUCACCGUCAUGGUGGAGGAGAUGGCGACCCAUGCGAAGAAGUGCGAGGAUGCCGAGUCUUUCGACAGCACGAACCUGGAGGUCAGCAAGUUCCAGGGCGUCAAUGCCGACCGUACUGCCAAGAUCGUGCUGAGCCCAUGGCAGAACAACACGGACAAGCGCCUCCUCAUCAGCCUGGACGAAGAUGUGUCCGAGCUCUUCUACGAUGUGAGCGUUCAGACGGUCACAGAGUCGAGCUUCAUACAGAGACUGAAGACGUGCUUCCCAGAGCUCAAGUACCUGGAUGGCGACGACCCCGGCGUCCCAGAGCUUCGGAAGCGCACGCUGUGCACCAUGCUCUGCAUCUAUUGGCUCGCUGGCGACCGUCACGAGGAGUUCAUCCGCGGGCAGGCUGUCGCCAGCCAGCUUCAGGAAAGCUCCUGGCAGUGGAUUCAGCAGUGGAUUUCCCCAAUGCUGGAGGAUCCGGACGUGAUGAAUGUCGUUUGUGCUGCUGUCAUGGUCAAGGCAGUCUGCCGCAUUCCAAAGUUUCAGAAGCAGCAGGCCCCAGGCAUCCUAGACCUCCGCGACGUCAUGAAGCACGUGCUGGAGAACUGCCCGAAAGUGUUACCAUCCUACCAAAGACUGGAAGAGGAUGAUCGGCACCAGCUCGCAGAGUGCUUAAGCCAUGACAUUGAGCUGGAGCGCUUGGUGAAUGCGGAGAGCUGCCCUGCUGGCUUGGGAGUGGUCAGAGAGCUGGUGCAACUCUCGCGGGAUGCGCCGGAGGUGGCGACGCGACGAUCCUUUGACUCAUUGUCGCUGCUGCUAUGGUCUUCAUUCCUCGAUCUCGCAGGUUCCAUGGGGAACGAGAGUCAGGAGGGAUCCUUCUACAUGACGGAGGAAAGAUAUCAGAAGAUCUUCAUUGCGCAGGAGAGCUUGCAGAAGAUGCGAAGUGACAGCUGCAGUGAGACGGAGGUUUACGACUUCCUCCUUGAAAAACGGGUGGAGAAGCACGUGACCUUCGAGCCCGACCCGGAGAGCAAAGCUUGUGCAAGACUCGCCUGCCUGGCAAAUAUCCGAAACAGCAGCGAUGCAGCCGACGUGCGCGAAGCUCUUUGUUCUUCGGAGGUGCUGAAGACGCCCGAGGAGCGUGCGCGGAUGGUCAGGUACCUGACCAGUGCACCGCGUGAGCGCCACUCCGUGGUGGAACCGGAGGCGGCAGAGGAGCAGACACCAAGCGCGUUGGUGGAGCGGCCCUCCUUUGCGCUGCGCGAGGCCACCAGUUUCCUGGAGAAAGCCCGCGACAAUCCGGAGAUUGGCAUUUCACAGGCCACGCGCAUCUUGCUGCGAGUCUUUGAUGAAGCUACCAAAGAGUUCAACGGCGUUGAUGCUGCAAUGGUUCACAUCGACUUCACGGAGCUCGCCAGCUUUGCUGCAGACUUCGUGGGCUCCGCGAAAUUCCAGGAUGUCCCUUUUGAGCUGAAGAGGACCACUCCGACAGCUUUCGAGGCCACGGUGAUCCCGAAGGUUUGGAUUCCAGUCUCUAACGAGCAAGUCCUGGAGAAGCUCAAGAAGAAUGCCGUGGAGCUUUGCAUGGACCUUCGCGAUCACAAGCUCCCGGAGCGUGUCUUCCGGGAUCGCAUUGCACACAUCUACCCCGAGAUGGCGUAUUUUGGUCCAAAUGCCACCAACCUGGCGAACCAGACCGUGUGUUCCCUCUGCUGUGUCUACUGGCUGCUCUCCAACCAGCACGAGGCUUUUAUUCGGGGGCAGCCCUCCGACUGUCAGCUCUCGCGCCAGAGUUGGGCAUGGAUUCAGGAUUGGCUGCAGAAGUCGGUGCGGCUGACCACACCCGAGAAAAUCGAUGCCGUGCUGACGAUCAUGGCCAUCCACGCCUUAGGAAAGUUCCCGGCGUUUCGGGCGGACUUCCCGUAUGUGAAGCACCACACACAGGAAAUGCACGACCUGGCUUUGGCGCAGAUCCUCCAGAACAACCCAGAAGUCGUGCCAUCGUUUAACCGGCUGGAUGCCGAGACCAAGAAAUUGAUCAUCGAUUGCCUCAGCGUCGAUUUCGAGUUUAGCCAGUUUUUGCUGGGCGAGAACACUGCUGCAAAUCUGGUCAUGGUGAAGGAUCGCUUGAAAGGGCACGGUCAAAACGGCCAUUCCUUCUUCCUGUUCCGGAUCUUUGCGCAGAUGUGCGGGAAGCUGGGCCCUAAGAGUCAGAGCGGCUGCCUCUUCAUGAAUGAGAAUCAGUUCAAGCGCUGCACGCCCGGCUUGAAAGCGCUGCAGGCCCUUUGGAAGUUGGAUGGAAAGGCCUGCUACAACGACUUUAUCCUUCUCAGAGGAUCGAAGGCCAUGUCUCGCUUCGCAUCGCCGGAGCAUCAGGCUCUCUCAAGGCUUCUCUGCCUUUUCGAUGCCUACGACAAAGACGGAGGCAGCGCCUUGUGCAAUGCCUUCGACGAGCUUGCCGUGGAAGAGCGCCAAAGUCUCACGCAGUGGCUGAACAGUGACUCUGAGAAGUGCUGCGUCAUCAUCCCUGGCGCUUCAACGAUGCUACAAAACGCGAAGGCGAACACGAACGUGGGCCUUCCCAGAGCGCUGCGCUUUCUGCUGAAGGUCAGGGAGCAAUGCCAGCAGCAUGAGAAGAAUUCGAGCUGUUCUCGGCGCGUCAUUCAGUUUGGCAAUAUCGCCACAUGGGCAAAGGACUAUCGUGGCGACACUCCUGGGGAGUCCUGGGAGGAGCCGGGCCCGGAUCAGGGCUUACCAGCUCACCGACCGGUGCUCGUUCCGGCGGACCCGGCUCUCGACAGACGCUUCACCGCUGCGCAGCAGCGUGGAGACGUCGACGCAGACGCCGCAGAGGCCACUGGCUGA